AUGCAGCUCGAGGCAGGACUGCGCAAGCGCGAGGAGCACGACGACGGCAAAGACCGGCACUCGGCGGUGCGUCGCGGCAACAGCAGCUGGAGUGCAGCCCUCCAUGGCGCCACCAACUACGAGCGCUGGGUGAAGCUCAUCGCGCUGGGGUCGCUGGGCGUCUGGAUGCUCUUCGUGCUCUUCUUCUGGCACACGGGCGUGGCUCCUGCAUCGUCGGUGACGAAGCAGACAGCGUCACGAGCAAGGAAUUACAAUGUGCAACCGUCUAUUCUCGACGGAUUCCCUGAGGAGACCAACUUCAUUGCGUUCGGAGACUUCGGCACGGGCGAUGAGAACCAGCGCAAAGUGGCCCUGGCGCUCGAGAACUUCACGGCCACGAUGGACCCAUCCCCGGCCUUCGUGCUGUCGACUGGAGACCAGAUCUACGACCACGGCAUUGAGUCCGCGGACGACCCGCUGCUCUCGACGAACUUCGAGCAGAUGUACACGCAUCCCAAGCUGCAGGUGCCGUGGUAUGUCACAAUUGGAAACCACGACUGCGAAGGAUCAGUCGACGCGAUGCUUCAGUACGCCGAGAAGAAGGAUUCGUUGUGGUACAUGCCACGCCGAUACUACUCGGUUGACCGUCCUGUGGCCCCGAAAACGAUCUUGAGGCUCGUGGUCAUUGACGCUUGCGACUUGGUUUGCGGCCGUGAACCUCGAGACUUCCGUUGCACUGAGCGCAUGAAUCAGCAGUCCUCGGCGAAAACCCGACAGUCGCAAUACGAGUGGAUCGAGCAAACGUUGAGCGCAGGCAAACCUGCGGGCGUGGAACGAAUGUGGACGAUCGUGAUGGGCCAUUGGGGCGUGUACAGCUUCGCUGGCAACGCCGACACGCCCGAGCUGAUCGACAUGCUGGAUCCGAUGCUGCAGAAGUACAAGGUCCACGCAUACUUCAAUGGCCACGACCACUCGAUGCAGCACGUCCGCAAGGUGAACGACACCGACGAUUCGGUCCGCAACUUCUUCAUCUCAGGUGCCGGUGGCUAUCGGAUCCACGGCUUGCAGCCGAACGCCCGCGCAAAUCCGGACCUAGUUCACGCGGACAUGACACAUGGCUUCAUGUCGGUGCACAUGACACGGACGCACUUCCGUGUUCAACUUGUGGACGACGCCAGCGAAAUUCUCUACACCACAGACGUGAGGUACGAAUAA
This is a messenger RNA of Phytophthora sojae, 1194 nucleotides long. RefSeq lists its product as hypothetical. The transcript has 4 exons. Lineage: Eukaryota; Oomycota; Peronosporomycetes; Peronosporales; Peronosporaceae. The record is from RefSeq and is a predicted model, not a curated record. Bases 1 to 1194 code for a protein of 397 amino acids. Gene Ontology annotation, molecular function: ferrous iron binding; acid phosphatase activity; ferric iron binding.